Trichoderma gamsii is the source of this 924-nucleotide messenger RNA. RefSeq lists its product as hypothetical. NCBI's taxonomy places the organism in Eukaryota, Fungi, Ascomycota, Sordariomycetes, Hypocreales, Hypocreaceae. The transcript has a single exon. Gene Ontology annotation, cellular component: nucleus; cytoplasm; cytosol. The record is from RefSeq and is a predicted model, not a curated record. Gene Ontology annotation, molecular function: arginase activity; manganese ion binding. The coding region runs from base 1 to 924 and encodes 307 amino acids.
AUGAUCCCCAAAUUUCGGUCAAUCACCAUCAUCUCGUCACCCUACCAUGUUGGCAUCCCCCAAGUGGCUGUCGGGGCUGGUCCGGCCCAUCUGAAGCUCCGCGGACUCGUCAGUACAAUUCGAAAGCGUGGAAUUGAAGUCGGCGAAGUAGAAAUACCACCAGUGCACGACCAGUUCGAAGGCGACAUAGCACGAAGUUUUGAGGUGUUCCGAAGAACAGCCAUCUCUAUUCGGCGGGCACACGAACAGGCAUCCUUCCCCAUCGUUAUCGCGGGUAACUGCAGUUCAAGCGUGGGUGUACUUGCUGGUAUUUCUGCCACGUUGGGAGAUUCCGACAAAACGCUGGCUUGCGCUUGGUUUGAUGCUCAUGACGAUUUCAAUACCCCUGAUACUAUUACCAGUGGAUACUUUGAUUCCAUGCCAAUCGCGAUGAUGGGUAAUCUUUGCUUCAAGUCGAUGCUUGCAACGAUUCCCGGGUAUUCCCCACUUGACUUGAAGCGGCUGAUUCACGUUGGCAUGCGUGACGUUAAUGAAAUUGAGCGGCAGCAUGUGGAGGAAGCUGGCAUAUCAGUAAUUUGGGGAAAUCCACGGGUUAAAGUCGACUUUAACAAGCAUCUAGCGGCAAUGAUAGCUGACAAAAAACUCGAGUCUCAGCCAUCACUAGUCCAUCUUGACUUGGACAGCUUUGAUACUUCCAUUGGGAAGGCAAACAGAUUCGCGGCCCCGGGAGGUUUGCAAGAGGCUGAUAUGCGUGAGUGUCUUUUAACGCUGGCAGAGAAAACAGUGCCUAUGUCGGCGACGAUUGCUUCGUUUGACCCGAGCUUUGAAGGUGCUGAUGCUAUUGCGGAUGCAAUAAUUCGUUGCGUAUCAGUCUUUGUAGACUCUUUGGUUGCUAAGUGGAAGAUAUUGGAUACGCAAGGGUAG